AUGGGUGAAAGUGAUCAUUAUGGCUUUUCCCUUACGACUUUCAGCCCUUCUGGCAAAUUAAUGCAAAUCGAAUAUGCUUUAAAUGCGGUGAAGAAUGGGCAACCAUCCGUAGGAUUGCGAGCAUCAGAUGGCGUGGUUUUGGCUACCGAGAAUAAGAUAUCGGUGCUAUAUGAAGAUCAACCAAAAGUAGAAAAGAUUAGUCAACAUAUCGGUUGUGUUUAUAGUGGCAUGGGACCUGAUUACAGAAUCCUGGUUAAAAAGGCACGGAAAUUGGCGAUGGAAUAUGAAUUGAUGUAUGGCGAAGAAAUACCGACAACACAACUUGUGACAAAGUUAGCUGCAGUGAUGCAAGAAUAUACUCAGUCAGGCGGUGUACGACCAUUCGGUGUAUCAAUGCUUGUUGCUGGCUGGGACCGUGAGCCAAAUUCUGGUCGACCACUUUUGUUCCAGUGCGAUCCUUCGGGAGCAUAUUUUGCUUGGAAAGCAACAGCUUUGGGAAAGAAUGAUGUCAAUGCAAAAACAUUUUUGGAGAAGCGAUUUAGCGAUGCGUUAGAGCUGGAUGACGGUAUUCAUACGGCAUUAUUGACAUUGCGUGAAAGUUUUGACGUUGGUAUGACGGAAGAUAACGUGGAAAUAGCAGUGUGCAAUAAAAAUGGGUUCACACGUUUAUCAAAACAACAAGUGAAAGAUCAUCUUGGCGCACUCUGA
Messenger RNA from Acanthocheilonema viteae, 708 nucleotides. The record is from the annotation of a GenBank genome assembly. Lineage: Eukaryota; Metazoa; Nematoda; Chromadorea; Rhabditida; Onchocercidae.